GACUCGGGGUACUGGUACUUUGGUGAGCAAGGCCGAAGCCUCGGGCCACAUCGCAAACCCUGCCCUGAGGGGCGGGGCCUGUAGGUUCCGCCUUCCACCGCGGCUCCGCCUAUAGCCGGGGCCCGUCGCUCGGGGAGCGCGGGACUCGGCCUUCCUCAACCAAUGGGAAGACGAGAAUUCGUCGUGUUGAGCGUGGCUGGAAAGAUUGGCAGGCGAGGCCCCGCCUCGGCGCCUCUGUCCCGGAUGAAGUGUGCUGGAAGGGGCGCCCGGGCCCCAGACUCAAUCGCUGUCAUGGCUGCACGGUCUGUCACUCUCGGCAUCGACCUGGGCACCACGUCUGUGAAGGCGGCCCUGGUGGAGGCCGCGCGCGGCGACCCUUCCGGGUUCGUGGUACUGGCGAGCUGUGCCCGGCCUGCGCGGGCCGAGACUGCGGCCCAGAGCGCGGCGGCGGGGCCCCAGGGGCAAGAGCAGGAUGUGAGGAGAAUCAUCCAGGCCCUCCACGAGUGCCUUGCUGCCCUUCCCCGGCAGCAGCUCUGCAAGGUCUGUGGCAUCGGAGUGUCAGGACAGAUGCACGGAGUCAUGUUCUGGAAAACAGGCCAAGGUUGUGAAUGGACAGAGGCAGGGGCUGCCCCCGUGUUUGAGCCCAGAGCCGUGAGCCACCUGGUAACGUGGCAGGAUGGCCGGUGUGGCAGCAAGUUCCUGGCUUCUCUGCCCCGGCCAGAGUCUCAUCUCAGUGUGGCCACGGGGUUUGGCUGCGCAACCAUCUUCUGGCUUUUGAAAAAUAGCCCAGAGUUCCUGAAGUCCUACGAUGCAGCUGGCACUAUUCACGACUAUGUGGUUGCCAUGCUGUGUGGCUUGACAAGACCCCUGAUGUCCGACCAGAAUGCCGCUAGCUGGGGAUAUUUCAACACCAGGAGCCAAAGCUGGAACUUGGAGAUACUGAGGGACGCAGGCUUUCCCGUCCACCUACUCCCGGACGUCACCGAGCCUGGCAACGUGGCAGGCAGAACUUCCCAGGCCUGGUUUGAGAUCCCAAAGGGGACGCAGGUGGGCGUGGCCUUGGGGGAUUUGCAGGCCUCUGUCUAUUCCUGUAUGGCCCAAAGGACAGACGCAGUUCUCAACAUCAGCACCUCGGUGCAGCUGGUAGCCUCCAUGCCUUCAGGAUUCCAGCCAGUGCAGACUCCAGACCCUGCAGCUCCAGUCGCCUACUUCCCGUACUUUGACAGGACCUACCUGGCGGUGGCAGCAUCCCUCAAUGGGGGCAACGUGCUGGCCAUGUUCGUCCACAUGCUGGUCCAGUGGAUGGCGGAUCUAGGCCUGGAGGCUGAAGAAUCCACUGUGUACUCACGCAUGAUCCAGGCUGCUGCACAGCAGAAAGACACCUGCCUAACCAUCACUCCAACAGUGCUGGGUGAGAGGCACCUGCCAGACCAGCUGGCCUCAGUGACCAGAAUCUCCUCCUCUGACCUCUCCUUGGGGCACGUGACCCGGGCCCUGUGCAGAGGCAUCGUUCAGAACCUGCACUCAAUGCUUCCUUUUCAGCAGCUCCAAGAGUGGGGCGUGGAGCGGGUGAUCGGCAGUGGGAGUGCGCUGUCCAGGAACGAGGUGCUGAAGCAGGAGGUGCAGAGGGCUUUCCCCUUUCCAGUGUCCUAUGGGCAGGAUGUGGAUGCAGCUGUAGGGGCCGCUCUGGUGAUGCUCCAGAGAAACCUUAACCAGCAGGAGUAUUAGCACACUCAUUGGCCAAAGGACUGUUGCAAAGUUUAUCUAAUUAAUGUUCCUCUCCUUAUCUUGGGAUCAUGCUUUUCCUGGACAGUUCUGUGGGCAGUUUUAAGCAAUGCUUAUUCUCAGGCCAUCAUUUUGACCAAGAACCAAUCUUCAGGGCACACUCUAAUAAUGCAGCCAGGAGUCAUCAACCAGAUCCCAAAUCAGUGCCUUCUGAAAGAGACUCACCUGAGAGCUGGUUGCAAAUGUAAAUGUGGGAGAGACAGAGAGAAAGGGAAAGAUGGGUCACAUGUACUGUUGGAAGAGUCUUCCCUACUGGAUUGUGCCACGUGACCCUGAGGCCCCUUUCCCAAUCUUGUUCUUCUCUGGCCACAGCCAACUAGCUGGGGCAGAAGGUGACCCAAGGACA
Messenger RNA from Aethalodelphis obliquidens (Pacific white-sided dolphin), 2131 nucleotides. RefSeq names its product sedoheptulokinase (gene SHPK). The record is from RefSeq and is a predicted model, not a curated record. Gene Ontology annotation, molecular function: sedoheptulokinase activity. Lineage: Eukaryota; Metazoa; Chordata; Mammalia; Artiodactyla; Delphinidae. The transcript is spliced from 7 exons. Gene Ontology annotation, biological process: glycerol metabolic process; phosphorylation; cellular response to lipopolysaccharide. Gene Ontology annotation, cellular component: cytosol. Bases 163 to 1728 code for a protein of 521 amino acids.